AUGACAAUCGAGUUUCGUGUUCACUUUAUCGACUGUGUUGUGGUCAGUUGUAUUGAUUUUAUCUUUCGAUUUUUUUGUGCGAUAACGAAUAUGUUGUCGCUCAGAUUUGCAUUACUUUUACUUAUUGUCUUAUAUGUUAAUGGUCAAACUACUGAUAUAAAUAGUUUAAAUUCAACUAAUGCAGAAAACAAUGAUCCUGUUGACAAACUUCAUAUUAUUGAAGAAGGACAAUACGAAAAAUUAAUAUCGUCAAAUGACGCUAAAAAACCUCAAUUAACUGAAAAUCAAACAUUAUCUGUUCAACCAUUAUCAUCACCAUGUAUUGGUGCUUAUCCAUCAAAAAAACUUGCAUAUAGAAAAGAUAAAACAAAAUAUAUUCUAUGUAGUGAUGAAUUUCAUUAUGAAAUCUUAUCAUGUUUAAAUGAUGGUGAAUAUAAUGAACAAACAAAUUCUUGUGAACGUAUUAUUACAACGAUUAAUAAAUGUGAAGAAGAAAAACCAUGUUUACAUAAUGGUCAUUGUGUACCAUUAUUAAAUUCAACAUUUAAAUGUAUUUGUCAUUCAGAUUGGACUGGUGAUAAAUGUGAAAUACCAAUAAAUUCAUGUGUUAAAAAUCCUUGUGGAUCAAAUGCUUUAUGUCGUACAUUAAAAAUGAUUGAUUAUGAACAAGAUUAUGUUUGUAUUUGUGAUCAAUCUGAAAGUUAUGGUCUUAAUUGUCAAGAUGUUGUACGUAAUCCAUGUUUAACAAGUAAUGAACAAUUUUUUCCAUAUGCAUUUAGUCAACGUGCAUAUAUUCAAUGUGAUGGUGAUAUUAUUCAUUUUCAACCAUGUAGUACAUUACUUUUUUGGAAUCAAGAAGAAACAAUUUGUGAUCGUAAACGACCAACAAAAGUUCAUUUACAAAAAUUAUUAACAAAAUUAAUAUCAAAAACUAAGAAUAAAAAACACCACGAGAAAAUUGUAGAAAAUAUUAAUAAAGAAAUAAUUACAACAACAACAACAACAACAACAACAAUACAAAAUGAACAAAAAAAAAAAGAUGAGAAUGAAAAUCAUGAUUCUUCGACUUUUAUUCCAACAACAGUAACUCAUACAGAAGAAUUACAAUCGAAUAUGGAUAUUCAACAAAGUCUUGUAACUCAAAAUGUACCUGAAGAAACUCCAGAAUCAUCAGAACCAUUAUUAGAAUCAGUAGAUUCAAAACAAAUUCAUCAAGACUCACAAAUUGAAAAUACCACAUCACUUACGAUUCCAUCAGAACGAAAUCAACCAUUAUCACAAACUACUCAACAAGAAUUAAUAUCAACUUCAACAGAAGUAUCAUCUACAACUGCUUAUACUGAUGAUCAAUCAGAAACUACACCAGAAAAUCAACAACAAAAUUUUCCACAAUCAAAUCAAGUUUUUACUACUCAAAAAUUAGAUCAAACAACAGAAACAACAACAACACAAAAUAAUGAACAUAUUCUUCCUCAAUCAACACAAGAAUCUUAUACUACUCAAUACCAACAACAACUUCAAAAAGAAAAUUUUCUUGAGACAACUACACAAUCAUACAAACCUAUUCAUUCACAAGACUUUCAAAAUCAUGAAAAACCAAUACAAUCAUGGCCAAAAAUACCAGCAGAUCAAUUUACUCGAAAUCAAUUCUUAAAAUCACUUCAUUUAAAUAGAAAACAUAAUCAAAAUUUUGCUCCACAAUCACAAUCAUGGCAAGGUUAUCAAAUCAAUCGAAUUCAACCAUGGUUACACGAUCGAAAUCAACAAUCAUGGGAAAAUAAAGGAAAUAAUCAAAUUCAUCAAAAUUCUAUUCAAUCUGAAACAUCAUCAAUGAAUAUUGAACAACUUCCAGUGAAAAAAGAACAAAAUUUUGUUAGUCAAUCUAUACAAAAUCAAUCAUGGAUACCAACCCAUUAUUCAGAUCCAAAUCAUGAUCAAUUACAAAGAGAAGAAAAACUACAACACAACCAACAACAAGAAAAACAAAAUCUUCCACAAACAAAUCCAGUAUUUGGUACUCAACAAUGGUUAAAUCGAAUACCAGAAAAGAAACCACUAAAUUAUCAACAUACUUUUACUCAAUUACAAUCAGGACAAGAAUCUCAUAUCACUCCAAAUCAACACGAAUUUCAAGAUCAAAGUCAAGAAACAUUCCUUGAAACAACUACACAACCAUACAAAAUUUUCCUUUUACAAGGUUUUCAAAAUCCACAAAAGCAUGAACAAUCACAGCAACAUAAAUUUUUCACUCAACAAAUUAAUGAUCAACCAAUAAAAUCUCAUGUUAAUCAACAUAUUAAUUUUCAAUCAAGACCAUGGCAAAGAAUAUCAAAACCAAGUAGAAUACUAGAAUUUCCAUUAACAAAUCGAAAUAAAGACUACUCAAUCAUUGAUACUUCUUCUCAAAUACCAAAUAGUCAAUUUGAAUUAAAUCAACAACAUCAAGAUUUAUUUAAUCAAAAUUCAUUUGAACAAAAACAACCAUGGUCAAGCAAUCAACAAUUUCAAAAUCCAAUAAGUCAAUCGAAAGACUUUGAUGACUUAAAACUACAAACUUCUCAAGGUUUUACUACUCAUCCGGUGGUAUCUUCUCAAAACCAACCAUCAUUACAAACUGGACAACAAUUAAAUGCAAAUUCUUUUGAAACAACGACAAAAUCUAACGAAAAUAUUCUUCCAGAACAUUCAAUACAACAUCCACAUCAAUGGCAAUCAAGUCGAACAGUUGAACAACAACAACAACAUCAAUCAAAUCAUAAUCAAAUAGAACAAGAAAAAGCUCAAGAUCCGUUACCGACUUUAUCAUCAGGAUCAUGGAACUACUGA
Molecule: messenger RNA, 2826 nt
Organism: Rotaria sordida
Lineage: Eukaryota; Metazoa; Rotifera; Eurotatoria; Philodinida; Philodinidae
Source: the annotation of a GenBank genome assembly